GAGUUGAGUGAAGAAAGUAAACCAGUGUGAAACAGCGUCGCUGACACUUGUUGGUCUCACUUGGACCGGAACACUAACACUGUGUCGUAGUUUGACUGCAGACGGACGUGACUGUGGACUGUGGACUGUGGCGAGGAGACACAUUCAUCUGCGAGACAAGUGGAAGUGGACGUGGACACGUCGCGAGCGGCAGGUGCUGUGUGUGUCACAAUGAAGCGCCUCUCAUUGUUAUGCCUGUGUGCGCUGGUGAUGCUGCAUGGCCUUGAGGGUGCGCUGCCCCAGUCUCCCUCAUAUGGUGAGCGAGGCUCAGAUCUUGGCAUGCAGGUGUUUCAGCAGGUAGCCCUCUCCAAGCCCCUGGAAAAUGUGGUGUUCUCACCCCACGGAGUGGCUUCCAUUCUGGGCAUGCUACUGCCUGGAGCCCACGGAGAUACCAGGAAGCAGAUCAUUAGUGGUCUCCGCUACAAGAAAAAUGGCCCUUACAAGAUGUUGAAGAAGCUGCACAAGACCUUGACGGCUAAGUCCAACCAGGACACUGUGCUCAUUGCCAACGGCCUUUUCAGCCAAGAGGGUUUCCCUAUGAAGGAGUCCUUUGUAACAACCAACAAAGCCAACUUCCAAUGUGAGACCAGGAGCUUGGACUUCAGCAACCCUGAGAAGGCAGCCAAUGAAAUCAAUGACUGGGUCAACAAUAAGACCAAAGGUCACAUCCCCAGCUUGGUCAAACCAGAAAUGCUGGACUCGGCUCUUACCCGCCUCGUCAGCGUCAACUCCAUCUACUUCAAAGGCUUGUGGAAGUCCCGUUUCCAGCCCGUGAACACCAAGGUGAAGCCCUUCAAGGCGGGCGAUGGGACCGUCCAUUCAGUCCCAAUGAUGUCCCAGCUCUCUGUCUUCAACAUCAGCAUGGCCACCGCGCCUGAGGGGCUGAAAUACAAGGUCAUUGCGCUGCCUUAUCACGGCAACACCAUCAGCAUGCUGAUCGUUCUGCCCUCUGAUGAGGACACGCCUCUGUCCCGCGUUAUACCGCACAUCAGCGCCGCCACAGUGCAGAGCUGGACCAAACUGAUGCACCCGAGGAAAGUCCACCUGGCCAUCCCCAAGUUUACUGCAGAUGUGGAGGUAGAUCUGGAAGCUCCACUUUCAGCUCUGGGAAUAACAGACAUGUUCAGUCAGAACAAAGCGGACUUCAGACAUAUCAGUGCUGAGUCUGUGCAUGUAUCCAAGGCGCUCCAGAAAGCCAAAGUUGAGGUGAAUGAAGAUGGAACAAAAGCAGCAGCUGCCACUGCUGCCAUUUUGCUGGCUCGGUCCUCUCCACCGUGGGUGACAGUGGACAGACCUUUCCUCUUCCUCAUCAGACAUAACCCCACAGGUACUGUCCUCUUCAUGGGCCAGAUCAACAAGCCUACAGUCUAAGCCUUCACUGUGGAGUCCCUGAUCAGCACAGGAACAGUUUCUACACUGCCACACAUGAAUACACACUCCUACACACACGUACAUACACACACACACGUACAUACACAGACACACUUUUGCUGUACAGUGUGGACUGGUGAUAUUAUUUCUUAUAAAUAUUGCUUUUUAUGUUUCUCAUUUUCUGUAAAGCAUAGCAGACUUUAUAAAAAUGUUUUGCAGACUAAAUUUUCCAGCUGUUUUAAGUUUUUUAUACACUUUUUUUUAUUUUGAAUUGAUUACAUUUUUAAAAAACGUUGAAUGUCGAUGUGUAUUUUGUCAACUCAUUUCAUUUGUCUCAUUCGUCUUUCAGUUCAGAAACUCUCGAAAUGAACUUAUGUCAUUUCAGUUGGUUCUAAUUUUCAGCUACUUAUAAAUGAUCGUUUCCCUCACUGAGGAAGUUUUGUGUUAUCAUACUUGCUUCAUAUUUGAGAAAAUAAAUACACAUAUUUAUAACACCAA
Messenger RNA from Solea senegalensis (Senegalese sole), 1908 nucleotides. It is a transcript of the gene serpine2, whose product is annotated as serpin peptidase inhibitor, clade E (nexin, plasminogen activator inhibitor type 1), member 2. The transcript has 9 exons. The record is from RefSeq and is a predicted model, not a curated record. Lineage: Eukaryota; Metazoa; Chordata; Actinopteri; Pleuronectiformes; Soleidae. Gene Ontology annotation, biological process: negative regulation of endopeptidase activity; negative regulation of plasminogen activation. Gene Ontology annotation, molecular function: serine-type endopeptidase inhibitor activity. Bases 211 to 1410 code for a protein of 399 amino acids.